This is a messenger RNA of Humulus lupulus (European hop), 1884 nucleotides long. RefSeq names its product guanylate kinase 2-like. Bases 340 to 1551 code for a protein of 403 amino acids. Gene Ontology annotation, biological process: purine nucleotide metabolic process. Gene Ontology annotation, cellular component: cytosol. The transcript is spliced from 11 exons. The record is from RefSeq and is a predicted model, not a curated record. Lineage: Eukaryota; Viridiplantae; Streptophyta; Magnoliopsida; Rosales; Cannabaceae. Gene Ontology annotation, molecular function: GMP kinase activity; protein binding.
GAAUUCGACUCUAGAAAACUUUUGUUUCUCUUUCAUAGGCUCUUUCUCUUUCCUACAAAUAUGAGAACGUUUCUCAACGUUGCUCGUAACUUUUUCUCUAGGAUUUUUCAUCCUGAGUUUGUUCUUCUUUGAUUCUUGACCUCAACCCUGAGAAACCAGGUUGAGGAAAAAGCCACCCAGAAAAAGAAAAGCUUCAAAAACAAACAAGUGCUCUCUGAAUCCUCACUUGGGGUUUUGUUAAAUAUCUUAUUCUCAAUAGAGAGUUUUCUUUUUUGUGUUUUUACGUAUUAAAAGGUAGCUCAACCUACAUAGAUUGAAGGAAUAGAUUUCUCCAUAUCCAUGGGAGAAGCGCCAGCUUUUUUUCUUGAUGAGGUCCAGAAGGGAUUUUCAAACGGGUUCGACCUAAAAUCGAACGGCUGUGAUGCGAUGACCAUUGUUGUUGGCAACAAAACUUAUGUGAUUGGUGGAUCCUCUAAUGAGUCAACAUUAGAAAUUGGGGUUCAGAUAUUUGACCAGUCUAGUGGUGAAUGGGUAUACCCUACUGUUUUGGGGACAGCGCCUAAACCCAGUAAAGGCUUUUCAGCUGUGCUUUUGAAUGAAGACCGAAUUUUGGGAAUUAAGAAAGGUUCCACACCAGAUGAUUUUGCAUGGUUUCUUGAGGUGGAUACCCCAUAUGUUAGGCAGCAGAAGAAAAUUUUGGGGACUGAGGUUGUUGCUUGGAGUAAGGGUGUCAAGGGUAAAGCUGAGAAGCCUGUUGUUAUUAGUGGUCCUUCUGGAGUAGGUAAAGGCACACUUAUAUCCAUGCUCAUGAAAGAGUUCCCAUCCAUGUUUGGGUUCUCUGUGAGUCAUACAACCCGUGCUUCAAGGGGCAUGGAGAAAGAUGGAGUUCACUACCAUUUCACAGAGCGAAGUGUCAUGGAGAAAGAAAUCCAAGAUGGGAAGUUCCUUGAGUUUGCUUCUGUCCAUGGAAAUCUCUAUGGAACAAGUGUUGAAGCAGUUGAAGUGGUAGCAGAUGAUGGAAAGAGAUGCAUUCUGGACAUUGAUGUUCAAGGGGCAAGAUCUGUGAAGGCUAGUUCCAUUGAAGCCAUAUUUGUUUUUGUAUGUCCACCUUCAAUGGAAGAGCUUGAGAAGAGGCUUCGAGCACGGGGAACCGAAACAGAGGAACAGGUUCUAAAGAGACUCAGAAAUGCUAAGGCUGAAAUUGAGCAAGGUCAAUCAUCAGGCAUCUUUGAUCAUAUUUUGUACAAUGAUGAUCUUGAAGAGUGUUACCAAAGUCUCAAGAAACUCUUGGGACUUGACAAAAGUGAGAAUGGUUCCCCUGAAACUGCACCUGUAUGGGUUGAUCUACCUGAGGAUCAUGCGAUCUUGAAAAUCGACCAGAAAAUCAUCAUAAGAAGCAGAACUGCUGAACUGGGAAAAGGAUCCAAGGACCUGAUUGUCAUAGAUGUUUCAUCCCUGAAAGGCGGGGCGCCGGGACGAACCCGAGGGCUCAACAUCUACUCCACCAGUCCAAUUUUGGAAACUCAGAAUGGGAUUCAUGAGCUCUGCUGACAAUUAAUCUGGCGGAAGGACUAACUUCAAUUACUUAAUUUGAAAAUUUUUAUGCUCCUUAUUUUUAGUUAUUUAUUUUUUGUUACAAAAAAAGAAGCAAAAAGGGAAUUAGUGAUGAUGAAAUCCAGUUAUGAUCAUCACACGAGUCAAAUUUUUAAUACUCCCCAGCCCUUUCCAUUCUUUGCUUGUUUUACAACAGAACAUGAUUCUGGAUCAAAAAAAUGUUACAAACACAACUGUUGUUCACAUGAGCAUUUAUUGAUAUGAUUUUAUGAUUGUAAGAGAAAAUAGUAUUGAGUUGAAAUUUAUAUUAUGGGCCUUCUCUUAACAUCA